CGGCUGCGGGAAAAGCGGCCGCGGGCGCUGCUGCUGGCUGUGGGGCGGGCGGGCGCGGCCGAGGCGGAGCGUGGCGGCGGGAGGACAGGAUGCGAGCGCGGCCGCUCUGGGCCGCGGUGCUGGUGCUGGGGGCGCUGGCGGGCGUCGGCGUCGGAGGGCCGAACAUCUGCACCACACGAGGCGUGAGCUCCUGCCAGCAGUGUCUGGCCGUGAGUCCCAUGUGUGCCUGGUGCUCGGACGAGACCCUGCCUCUGGGCUCGCCCCGCUGUGACCUGAAGGAGAAUCUGCUGAAGGAUAACUGUGCCCUGGAGUCCAUCGAGUUCCCCAUCAGUGAGGCCAUCAUCCUGGAGGCCAGGCCUCUCAGCGACAAAGGCUCUGGAGACAGCUCCCAGAUCACACAAGUCAGUCCCCAGAGGAUUGCACUCCGGCUCCGGCCAGAUGAUUCGAAGAGUUUCUCCGUCCAAGUCCGGCAGGUGGAGGAUUACCCUGUUGACAUCUACUACUUGAUGGACCUGUCUUACUCUAUGAAGGAUGAUCUGGGGAACAUCCAGAACCUGGGUACCAAGCUGGCCUCCGAGAUGCGCAAGCUCACCAGUAACCUGCGGAUUGGCUUUGGGGCCUUUGUGGACAAGCCUGCGUCACCAUACAUGUACAUCUCCCCACCAGAGGCCCUCCAGAACCCCUGCUAUGAAAUGAAGACCUCCUGUUUGCCCAUGUUUGGCUACAAACAUGUGCUGACGCUAACUGACCAGGUGACCCGCUUCAAUGAGGAGGUGAAGAAGCAGAGUGUGUCACGCAAUCGAGAUGGCCCAGAGGGUGGCUUUGAUGCCAUCAUGCAGGCUACAGUCUGUGACGAGAAGAUUGGCUGGAGGAAUGAUGCGUCCCACUUGCUGGUGUUUACCACUGACGCCAAGACCCACAUAGCACUGGACGGAAGGCUGGCAGGCAUCAUCCAGCCCAACGAUGGGCAGUGUCAUGUUGGCAGUGACAACCAUUACUCUGCUUCCACGACCAUGGAUUAUCCCUCUCUGGGGCUGAUGACCGAGAAGCUCUCCCAGAAGAACAUCAAUCUGAUCUUUGCAGUGACUGAAGGGGUAGUCAAUCUCUACCAGAACUACAGUGAGCUCAUCCCAGGCACCACAGUGGGGGUUCUGUCUGCUGACUCCAGCAACGUCCUCCAGCUCAUUGUUGAUGCUUAUGGGAAAAUCCGCUCUAAAGUAGAGCUGGAGGUGCGUGACCUUCCUGAGGAGUUGUCUCUGUCCUUCAACGCCACUUGUCUCAACAACGAGGUCAUCCCAGGCCUCAAGUCUUGUGUGGGACUCAAGAUUGGAGACACGGUGAGCUUCAGCAUCGAGGCCAAGGUGCGUGGCUGUCCCCAGGAGAAGGAGAAGUCCUUCACCAUCAAGCCCGUGGGCUUUAAGGACAACCUUAUCGUCCAGGUCACCUUCGACUGUGACUGUGCCUGCCAGGCCCAUGCACAGCCUCACAGCCAGCGCUGCAACAAUGGCAAUGGGACCUUUGAGUGCGGGGUGUGCCGCUGUGGGCCCGGCUGGCUGGGGUCCCAGUGUGAGUGCUCCGAGGAGGACUACCGGCCCUCCCAGCAGGACGAGUGCAGCCCCCAGGAGGGGCAGCCUGUCUGCAGCCAGCGGGGCGAGUGUCUCUGUGGCCAGUGCAUCUGCCAUAGCAGUGACUUUGGCAAGAUCACGGGCAAGUACUGCGAGUGUGACGACUUUUCCUGUGUCCGCUACAAGGGGGAGAUGUGCUCAGGCCAUGGCCAGUGCAGCUGUGGGGACUGCCUGUGUGACUCCGACUGGACCGGCUACUACUGUAACUGCACCACGCGCACUGACACCUGCAUGUCCAGUAACGGGCUGCUGUGCAGCGGCCGGGGCAAGUGCGAAUGCGGCAGCUGCGUCUGCAUCCAGCCGGGCUCCUACGGGAACACCUGUGAGAAGUGUCCCACCUGCCCUGAUGCCUGCACCUUUAAGAAGGAGUGUGUGGAGUGUAAGAAGUUUGAGCGGGGAAUCCUAUUUGAGGAAAACACCUGCAACCGUUACUGUCGAGAUGAGAUCGAGUCCGUGAAGGAGCUUAAGGACACUGGCAAGGAUGCAGUGAAUUGCACCUACAAGAAUGAGGAUGACUGUGUCAUCAGAUUCCAGUACUUUGAAGACUCCAGCGGAAAGUCUAUCCUGUAUGUGGUAGAAGAGCCAGAGUGUCCCAAGGGCCCUGACAUCCUGGUGGUCCUGCUUUCAGUGAUGGGGGCCAUUCUGCUCAUCGGCCUUGCUACUCUGCUCAUCUGGAAGCUCCUCAUCACCAUCCAUGAUCGGAAGGAGUUUGCGAAAUUUGAGGAAGAGCGAGCCAGAGCAAAAUGGGACACGGCCAACAACCCGCUGUAUAAAGAGGCCACGUCCACCUUCACCAACAUCACCUACCGGGGCACUUAAUGACAAGCAGUUUGGCCUCAGAUCACUGUCAGACUGUCCCUGUGUCUCUGCCCGGAUUGUGGGCAUCUCUGCUGUCGUGUUUACAGGGGGCGAGAUCUGUGGGGUGG
Phyllostomus hastatus (greater spear-nosed bat) is the source of this 2551-nucleotide messenger RNA. RefSeq names its product integrin subunit beta 3 (gene ITGB3). Gene Ontology annotation, cellular component: focal adhesion; cell surface; integrin complex. Bases 90 to 2444 code for a protein of 784 amino acids. Gene Ontology annotation, molecular function: fibronectin binding; integrin binding; fibrinogen binding. The transcript has 15 exons. Gene Ontology annotation, biological process: cell-matrix adhesion; integrin-mediated signaling pathway; cell migration. The record is from RefSeq and is a predicted model, not a curated record. Lineage: Eukaryota; Metazoa; Chordata; Mammalia; Chiroptera; Phyllostomidae.